Molecule: messenger RNA, 2214 nt
Organism: Calliphora vicina (urban bluebottle blowfly)
Lineage: Eukaryota; Metazoa; Arthropoda; Insecta; Diptera; Calliphoridae
Product: protein MTO1 homolog, mitochondrial
Exons: 1
Coding region: 62-2095 (677 amino acids)
Biological process (GO): mitochondrial tRNA wobble uridine modification; tRNA methylation
Cellular component (GO): mitochondrion; cytosol
Molecular function (GO): flavin adenine dinucleotide binding
Source: RefSeq, a predicted model, not a curated record
UUGUACGGGAGUUGAGUUAUUUUGUAACAUUAAACUAAUCGUAUAGCUUAAACAUAUUUUUAUGUUAUUUUUGCAGAAAACUUGUAUUAAAUGCAUCGUUCAAAGGCGGUUGCUAUCCUAUGCACAACGUAGUAGAGAUGCUAGUGUAUUCGAUGUUGUUGUUAUUGGCGGUGGACAUGCUGGAACUGAAGCAUGUGCUGCAGCCGCACGUAUGGGCGCCCGAACAUUAUUGGUUACACAUAAAAAAGAAACUGUUGGAGAGAUGUCUUGUAAUCCAUCCUUUGGAGGUAUUGGGAAGGGACACUUAAUGCGUGAAGUAGAUGCUUUGGGAGGUUUAUGCGGUAGGAUGUGUGACAAAUCUGGAGUGCAAUACAAAGUGCUAAAUAAACGCAGGGGACCAGCUGUUUGGGGUCCAAGAGCUCAAAUUGAUCGUAAAUUAUAUAAAGAAGCUAUUCAAAAUGAAAUUUUUCAUAUGAAAAAUCUUGAAAUAUUAUGUGCAUCAGUUGAUGAUUUGUUAAUAGAGGCUGAUCAAGACAAUGAGAACAACAUAAAAUGCAAAGGAAUUGUUUUAGAAAGCGGCCAGAUAAUAAAUAGUUCAACAGUAGUUUUAACUACGGGUACAUUUUUAAGGGCUAACAUUAAUUUUGGACUGGAAGUAAGGCCAGCAGGUCGUAUGGGUGAUGCUCCUGCCGUAGCAUUGGGAAGAAGUUUAGAAAACUUGGGAUUUCGCAUGGGAAGACUGAAAACUGGAACUCCACCAAGAAUUGCAAAAGAAUCAAUCGAUUACCACAAACUUGAGGCUCAUUUUGGAGAUAAUCCACCGGUACCAUUUUCAUUUAUGAAUGAAAAAGUUUGGAUAAAUGCUGAUGAACAAUUGCCCUGUCAUUUAACAUACACCUCAUUGCAAGUUAAUAAAAUUGUCAAAGAAAAUAUGCAUUUGAAUCGUCAUGUUUCCGAAGAAGUCACUGGGCCUCGUUAUUGUCCAUCUAUAGAAUCAAAAGUAUUACGUUUUGGUGAAAAGCAACAUCAAAUAUGGUUGGAACCAGAAGGCUUCAAUAGUGAUUUAAUUUAUCCGCAGGGUCUAUCAUGUACCCUACCAUAUGAACAACAAGUUGAACUUGUUAAUUCCAUACAUGGAUUGGAGAAUGCCAAAGUUGUGCAACCCGGAUAUGGUGUAGAAUAUGAUUUUAUAGAUCCAAGAGAACUAUAUCCAAGUUUAGAAACAAAGAGAGUUAAUAAUCUUUACUUUGCUGGGCAAUUGAAUGGUACAACGGGGUAUGAAGAGGCGGCUGCUCAAGGUAUUAUAGCCGGUGCGAAUGCUGCAGCCAAGACGAAACAGUUUGAUCACAAUAAUGAACCCCGACAAUUAACUGUAAGUCGGACGGAGGGUUAUAUUGGCGUUCUCAUAGAUGAUUUAACCAGCCUUGGCACGAAUGAGCCAUAUCGCAUGUUUACUAGUAGGGCAGAAUUUCGAUUAUCAUUACGUCCUGAUAAUGCCGACCUCCGAUUAACCGAAAUGGGUUACAAUUUCGGUUUAGUAUCAGAUGAGCAAUAUAAACAUUUCAUUUCUGUUAAAAAUCACUUACAGGAAACAAAAGAAUUACUUACCGGUCUAAAAAGACAUUCAAAUUUUUGGCGUGAACGCUUAGGUCUUGUGAAAGCCAAAUCGUCCGUGGAGAAAACUGCUUUCGAUAUGCUGGGAAUACCAUCGGACAAUAUCACAUUAAAAGAUUUACUCAAAAUAAUGCCACAAGAAUUGGGUCACAUUCAACAUGUUAACACUACAGCAGAAAGAAUUAAAAUAGAAGCUUUAUAUGCACAUUUUGUUGAGGAGCAGUUAAAAGAUGCCCAACAAGUAAGGAACGAAGAGAGUCUCAUAAUACCAAAGGAUAUCGAUUACUUUUCAAAAUCCCUAAGUUUAUCAAAUGAGGAACGGCAAAAGCUGACAAUGUUACUGCCUCAAACAAUAGCAGCAGCUAGCCGAAUUCAAGGUGUAACGCCUGCGACAAUUGUAAGACUACUGAAACAUGUUAAACGAGUGCAAAAUAUUGACUCUCCGAUUCGAAUGGCGAGUAAUUGCAGUGAGAAACUUUAAUAUAUUUGGCAGAACUGUUACUUGUUAUACAUAGUUAAAUUUCUGUUUUUAUAAAUUACAUAAAACUCAAUGUAAAUUCUUAUAACCAAUUAAAAUAAAAUAGUUUAUUUACCUUACAA